UGAGGAAAACAUCACUGCUUUGCUGUCUCUCCACCACAUCAGGAGUACCAAGUGAAGAUCACUGAAGAAAUCCACAAUGGCUUCAGCGGGUUUACAGAUCCUGGGGAUGGCGCUGGCAAUCAUCGGGUUUAUCGCGGUCAUCAUCGUGUGUGCCCUACCCAUGUGGAAGGUCACCGCCUUCAUCGGCGCCAACAUCGUGACGGCGCAGAUCAUCUGGGAGGGUCUCUGGAUGAACUGCGUGAUGCAGAGCACAGGACAGAUGCAGUGCAAGGUCUACGACUCCCUGCUCGCCCUACCCCAGGAUCUGCAGGCUGCCCGUGCCCUCGUCGUCAUCUCCAUCGUCGUGGCUUUGCUUGGCAUUCUUCUGGCUGUGGCAGGAGGCAAGUGCACCAACUGCAUUGAAGACGAGUCGACCAAAGCCAAGGUAGCCAUUGCCGCCGGCGUCACCUUCAUCGUGGCUGGCAUCCUCUGCCUCGUCCCAGUCUGCUGGUCGGCCAACACCAUCGUCCGGGAUUUCUACAACCCGUUGCUGACGGACGCCCAGCGCAGAGAGCUGGGGGCAUCGCUGUACAUCGGCUGGGGCGCGGCAGGUCUUCUGAUCCUGGGUGGGGGUCUACUGUGCAGCUCCUGUCCGCCGAAGGAGGAAAGGCCGUAUAACAUGAAAUACUCUCAAGCGAAAUCCACAGCUACCAGCAAGGAGUAUGUGUAAGCCUUCUCAUGGAGAAAGUGAGAAAAUUACACGAUCUGCUUUCUUGGGAACCUCCUGUUUGCUUCUGCCGCUAUUCCUCUGCCAGUUUUUGACCACAACAGAAUUUCCCCUGUCAAAAACAUGGGGGACAGACUCUUCAUCUCCAGUGGACUCUUACACCGAAGUACUUAAGAUUUCGUAUUUAAAAAUCUUCACUGCGGCGGAUGUCAAACUUUGCAGCUUGUUUUCAGUGAGCACGGGAAGAGGAGGCGUCUGUGUUUUAGCAACGCAUUGUCCGCGAGAGUUCCUUUUCUUCACCUUCACCAUGUUCUUUUAGAUGGGAAAAUGUAUCAUGUCAUUAAACUUAUGCAGACCAAAUGCAAAACUUCUUCUUCGAAAAUAUGUAAUCUGUAUUUUUUCUGUUGCUUGUGUAGAACAUAUUUUUAGGUUUAGAGACAUGAAAUGUUCAGUGUGUAACUUUGCUUUAAACAUUGCACGACAUAAUAUGCAUACAAUAAUAUUUCAUUACAUAGAAAUUACAUAUUCAUAAUGUAACUUAUGUAGGAGUAGCAGGAAAAUAUUCCUUUUUACUUUUUCUUCUGGUUUUAUUUUUUUUCAGCGGCUGAACUUACUUUACAGAAAACAAAGUCAAAGAACUUUUCAGUAACUGUGUUUUCUUUCAGUUUCUUGAAGUUUAGUUUUGUUUUGCAGAAAGUUUUGUUUCAGGUUUACAGUUCAAUUAUCUCAUGUAAAUUCCACUUUAAAUUUUAAACAGAUCUUUUAAAUUACCAUGGUGAAAUGGCUUCCAUGCUGUGAACUGCAAUAAAUGUUUUGAAAUGUUUUUCA
Scleropages formosus (Asian bonytongue) is the source of this 1534-nucleotide messenger RNA. RefSeq names its product claudin-4-like. The transcript has a single exon. Gene Ontology annotation, molecular function: structural molecule activity. NCBI's taxonomy places the organism in Eukaryota, Metazoa, Chordata, Actinopteri, Osteoglossiformes, Osteoglossidae. Gene Ontology annotation, cellular component: membrane; bicellular tight junction. The record is from RefSeq and is a predicted model, not a curated record. The coding region runs from base 77 to 709 and encodes 210 amino acids.